Molecule: messenger RNA, 2607 nt
Organism: Myripristis murdjan (pinecone soldierfish)
Lineage: Eukaryota; Metazoa; Chordata; Actinopteri; Holocentriformes; Holocentridae
Gene: pigw
Product: phosphatidylinositol glycan anchor biosynthesis, class W
Exons: 2
Coding region: 449-1951 (500 amino acids)
Biological process (GO): protein localization to plasma membrane; GPI anchor biosynthetic process
Cellular component (GO): endoplasmic reticulum; membrane
Molecular function (GO): glucosaminyl-phosphatidylinositol O-acyltransferase activity
Source: RefSeq, a predicted model, not a curated record
UUUGUGUGCCAUGGCUGCUGUUUGUUUGAAUGUGCCCAUUGUCAUGGAGAUAAUUUUUUAGCAAGAUUAAAUUGUGGAUAAAACAUGAUAUUGAUUUAACCCGUAUAUUCUGACCACAGGACGGGUAAAAUGUCACGGCAGCCAGUUUGGCGAACUAUUGGCAGUAUUAUUCUGAUAAAACAGCUCUUGCAGUGCCCAGUAUUGACCUUUUUUUAAAAUAAGCAACAAGCGUCUCUAAGAACUAAAAGCUCAUCGAUAAUCUCCAGAUAUCCGAGGCCACAUGAAUGUAUCACAGGACAGCACAGGAACACGGAAAUGGUCGUCACUCAUGUUUUGCUAAGGUCUUUCUGAAAGCAUGAAGGGUCUCUAAACAGUGAUACAGUGAAUAUAACACAUUUAUUUUUGUGCGAACCUGCAGCCUAGCACGCUUUCAGAUAACCCCGUGGAAAUGGCUCACCUGAAGGAAGCAUUUGUCAGCAAUCUGAAUGGGACCAGCCUGGAGGAAGUGGCACUGGGCACUUUUCUUGCGCCGCUGUUCCUCAUCAACAGAGGACUGGUGCUGAUUCUCUGUCACCAGGGCAGACGAGCUCUCCCUCUGCCGCUGCCAUGGAUCUCCCACCUCCUUCUCGACUUCUCCAUGCUCGUCCUGCCCCUCGUCCUCUCAUGCACCAUCCUCAGUGACGUUCUCCCCCAGCUCAUCGUGGGCCUGGCCUGUGUUUCAGGGUGUGUGCUGGGCUACAUCUACCACACUAACACUCCUGCUGCCUCUGCUGCUGGUGUUGCUGUGCGCCCACAAAACACAGUCCAGAGCUUUCUGCAGAGUCACGUCCAGCUCAACCAGGUUCCCUUCGUCACUAUCUUCCGAGUGCUUGUAAACGUAAAAACAGCCAUCAGCAUUUUAGCUGUAGACUUCAGCGUCUUCCCAAGGCGAUAUGCUAAAACUGAAACCUACGGGACGGGGGUGAUGGAUUUUGGUGUUGGAGCAUAUGUCUUCGCAAACGCCCUGGUCUGUCCGGAGGCUCGGCGGAAGAACAUCACAGGAUCCAAGCUGAACUACGUCUCCAAACAGCUCCUGUCUGUCUGGCCCCUGCUUGUGCUCGGUAUGGGAAGGCUGGUGAGCGUCAAAAUGACCGGCUACCACGAGCAUGUAACUGAGUAUGGUGUUCACUGGAAUUUCUUCUUCACGUUAGCCAUAGUCAGAGUUGUGGCGUCGAUGAUCUUGGCAGUGUUCCCGGUGAACCAGUCGUGGGUCUUUGCCCUUCUGCUCGGCGGUCUGUACCAGUUCACUCUGGAGGCAUCAGGUCUGAAGGCCUUUAUUAUCCACAACGACGACAGAGCGAAGAGCUUGCUGCAUGCCAACAAGGAGGGCAUCUUCUCUGUCGUGGGCUACAUAGCCAUCUACAUGGCAGGAGUUCAGAUUGGGCUCUAUGUGAUGCAGUCAAGAAGCCAAGUGAGGGAGUGGCUCAAAGUGAUGGGAAGCCUCUUGUUGGGAAGUUGUGUCCUCUACACUGCUUUGUACACAUGUGUGACACUCAUGGAGCCGGUGUCCCGGCGCCUGGCGAAUUUACCCUUCUGUAUCUGGACUAUCGCGCAGUCCUUGUUUUUUAUGUCCUGCCUCGGCAUAGCUGAUUUGAUUUUACUUUAUUCCCAAAGAACGUCAGGCUGUCACUUUGUCCCGUCGUCGUGGAAUUCACAGAAAAAGGAAGCAGAUUCCUUCGCUAACAAGAAGAGAAAGGAGAUGGAGGGACUUUGCCUGGUUCAAGCUGUCAGCAGGAACCAGUUGUUGUUUUUCAUGCUCGCUAAUGUGCUGACAGGUUUGACCAACAUGCUGGUGGACACCAUCAGCUGCAGUGACUCCUUUUCAGUGUGUGUUCUGCUGCUGUACAUGUUUACAAACUGCUCUGUAAUAUAUGGUUUACAUCGGUGUGAGAUCACAGUCAAAUUCUGGUGAAUUUUUCUUUUGCGAAACUGCAGUGUCACUUUGUGUAUUUUGAACUUUUCCAUGAGCUUCAGUGGAAAACACUGGACUUCAGAGCAAAUUAAAAGAGGAGAAGAGGAUUUGAGUUGUGAUGCUCAAAGUUGCCUUUGUACAUGCUGUGUAAUAUUUAUGUUUAUGUAUGCCUAUGCUAAUAAGAUUAUGUCGCACAAUCAGUAAGGAGUUGGGCUAUUACAAAUAAAUAUGUGGCCAGAAGACGUUCUUGAAUGAAUCACAUUUACUGGAUUUUCACUGCUGAAUAAUAUAGUCCACCUUUUAUAAACAGCAAACAAACUGGUAUUUUAAAGCCCAGUUCACUCAAAGGUGUGAGCCUCUCAUGCAAGGACUCACAACAACUGUAAUAUAACAUGAAUCGUGUAUGUCAUGCCUGUAAAAUUCACCUGUGUUUUGAAAAUACACCUAUAUUUGGUUAAGAAAAAAACACAUUUUCCAUCUAACAGUCAAACUCUUCAAUAGCAUUCAUAUAAAUGUCAGUUGUAUUAUCCAAGUGGAUUGUUCUUUAUUUUCAGUCUGAAUUUGCAAUCCUCAUGUUAAUUUGGCUGUGAGGGAACAUAGUUCAUGUUGUUUUUCUUGUUCAUGCAAUAAACUCUGGUUCUUCCUCAUUUUUUAAA